CUUCUCACGUUUUCUUGCGAUACGCUUCAUUCUCCCCUCGCGGUCGGAGGAAACAGGAUUUUCGAGGUGCGCGCAACUCGGUCAUGUCAAGCAAAUGUUGUGCUGCGGCAGCGAUUCGGAAAACCUUGAGGACUGCCGGUCCGACGCGGCCUCGGCCAGCUGCAGUCUGGUGAACAUGUCGCGCAUUGGGAGGCCACGCUCGGGACUGUACGAAAUGCUGACGACGAUGGUCCGCGCCAACGUCGAGUACUUCAGAGAAGUGCAGACGGAGACGGGAAGUAAGAUACUCGCGCACCUAAACUCGAUGCAUGAACUACUGCCUACGGUCGAAGCCUCGGCCAACAGAAUCAUCAGCUCUGCGCACCUGUUUGACUUCGACUCGGAAACUCCCGCGAACGGCUUUCGAAGCAUCGUUUCGGUCACAGAUAGGUUCGUCCCUUUGGCUGCAAAACUGUGCAGGGCGCUGCAAAUGAAGCGCGGUUCGCCGUUUUUCCGAGGCGAGAGUUUCGCUAAAGAAUUGGGUGACCACGUCGGCGUCUUGCGCGGCCUGAAAUCUGCCUUGUCCAUACUGGAACAGAUGAUGGAGCACACGGAUAAGGGGAGCCUGUUCGUGGACGAAAACAUGAAGUUCAACGACUUGUUCAAGGAGUUUGACAACUUCGAGCCCACGAGCUUCUACGGGCGCUGCAUGGGAUUUUAUUUUUGUGAUGCUAUCAGGCGAACGUUACGCAAAGGCCAUGCUGUUUUGUCGGCCUAUCGGGACCACUAUUACCAGACCGGCAGUAACUUUGGAAGUACCUCAACGCUCAUCUGGAGGUUCGGAAAAUACAGCAUAGAUACAGAAUUGAGGGCCAAGCAGAUGGUGGAAAUGCGGAAAAAUGUCCACAUCGAUUUUCUCAAAUCGAUGUGGUCGCUCAAUGAACAAGUUCUCCUUAAGAAAGUGAACAAGUUUAUUUCUUCAUCACUGCUAGUCUGCUGCGAUGUGGUGGUUCCUCUCGAACGUUUGGGCCUGCCAAAAGUCGACGAGCCGUCCACACUUGUAGAGAUACCAUUUCCUUCAUCUCACGGUCCCCCUGCACCCGUACGAUGCCGCCUGCUGUCGUCAGCAGUCAGAGAUGGAAUGCAAUCACUGUUGCCGAGCAACCUGGUCAACUCAUCUGACGUCCUGCCACCUUCCCAUGGUCUCAUAUUGCACUUUCAUGGGGGUGGAUUCAUUGCGCAGUCUGCAGAGUCGCACGAGAUCUACUUAAAGGACUGGGCUCGCCUGGUGAAUGUACCGAUUCUCUCUGUGGACUAUUCCUUAUCGCCAGAGAGUCCUUACCCGCGGGCAUUGGAAGAAGUGACCUUCGUGUAUGGUUGGGUCCUCAACAACUGCCACAAGCUAGGCUGGACAGGUGAGCGCAUCUGCCUAGCCGGGGACAGUGCGGGCGGUAACUUGUGCCUUGCGCUGAGCCUGAAGAUGAUUCAGCUGCAGUUACGCCGCCCCGACGCCAUGUUCUGUGCUUACACUCCAGUCAUGCUCAACGCUCAUCCAUCUCCAUCCAAAGUGCUCACGUGCAUGGACCCACUCAUACCGCUUGAAUUUCUGCUCACCUGUGUUCACGCCUAUGUUAGUGUGGAGCCGAAUGACACUAGGCAGCAGGACGCCAGAAACACACAAGCCAUCCACACAGCAGUGGAGGCAUUGUCACUGGUGUCGAAUAAGGAACACGAGCCGGACAGUGAAAGCUUGCAUUCAAAAGGAAACGUGUCUUCUGAAGAGUCCCAGAAAGAACAGCCGCCCCCUCGUCGCGUUGACGAGCACGAGAGACUGAACGAUUUACAUCAGGACUGUGCAGAUCGUGCAUCGCUGCCAGCUACAAAUGGCAUAGAAGUGAACGCUGGCGAAGAGCAGGUCAUAUUUGAGAUUCCCGCUGACCUGUCGGCAUCGUUGCGGCGCAAAGCGGCAGAAAUGAGCAAGCAGAGCUUGGAGAAGGUAUCGGGGCCGGCUUCGAGAAGACGACUUCCCAAGACUCGUCGGGAAGCACUGCCAUGGUUUCAUCCAGAAAACCCGUCCCGGUUGAAGACGUUGGAAGCAUUGGUGGCUCGAGCGGAGGAUCCGUUGAUGACGCCGUACUUGGCUUCGGAUGACUUGUUGAAGAACAUGCCUCCUGCUUACUUUUUGUGCCUUCACUUUGAUCCAGCUUUAGACGACAUGAUCAUGUUCGCCAAGAAGUUGCGCACUCUGGGCUGCCAGGUCACUAUGCGUGUACUGGAUGACCUGCCGCACGGGUUCCUUAACCUCUUUCCUCGUGGGAACGAGGCCCUCGAUGGCAUUCAGUGCUGUGUCACUAUGCUCAGGGCUGCCCUUCAUAUGGAGACACUGGGUGGAAAAUGAGUAUUUUUUAUACGCCCGAUUUACAUCCAGUGGCCGAAUAAUAAUAAUAGGGGCAGUUUUUUGCGAGUGAAACUUGUAAAGAAGCUAGGAAACACCCUAGGCAAGUCCUUUAAGCACCCACUUGCAUUGCUUUUGAAUGUAAGAGGUCCUUUAUUAUAUUGAGAUUUACUAAAGCGUUAUAUAUCAUUGUUGACAAUUUACAAUGAAACUAUGCAUUUCCCGUAAGAGGCCAAAGUAGUUGGAGGUUUGCAAUUAUUUGUGUGGCGAAGUGCAGUACUUGUGGUGUAUUUUGGAAUGAGUAGUUCGGUAUUUAAACAGAUGAGAGCCUUACAUAUCGCUGCCAGCAGUCAGUAAUGUUUACAGGGUGUUGUGAAAUGCCUUAUCACGCAAAAUAAGGCCUGCCUGUGAGUGCAUACAGGUUUAUUGUUGCUUGUGAGGAAAAGACUGCUAUUUUAUUGAUCCGGUGAAGGACGAUCAUAUCACAUCAUUCGUGCAUGCCUUAAUCAGAGAGCUGAUUUUGUAACUAGGAGGGCCCUUGGUCAUAAUAUUGAACAAGAAAUCGUGAAGCACGAAAGCACUGAGCACUUAUUCAAUGGCGAAUUCUUUUACAGACACUUUACAGACAGCAUCAUGGAGAUAUGAAAAUACAAAGCAGGAAAACUAUCAGCGCUCUUUUUCGUUUUCUCUACUAUUUAGUCUAUUAAUGAUGGUUCAAUGAGAUUAAUAUUUCUAGCUCACCUGUUUCUCUUUUUUUGUUGCGUGUGUUGUUAGUCACAGCUGUGUUAUUUUGAUUUAUUGAUAUAUGGGGUUUAACGUCCCAAAAUCACCAUAUGAUUAUGAGAGACGUCAUAGUGGAGGGCUGCAGAAAUUUCUAACACCUGGGGUUCUUUAACGUGCACCCAAAUUCGAGUACACGGGCCUACAGCAUUUUCGCCUUCAUUGAAAGUGCAGCCUCUGCAGCCGGGAUUCGAUCCCACGACCUGCGGGUCAGCAGCCGAGACAGCUGUGUUGUUUAAGCUUGUGUGAAUAUUCAAAUGUUUGGAAUAUUUGAAGGAAUAGUACAGUAUUCAAAUUCGUUUCGAAUAAAAUUUAAAUUAUUGAAAA
Messenger RNA from Rhipicephalus microplus (southern cattle tick), 3481 nucleotides. Its product is annotated as hormone-sensitive lipase. Gene Ontology annotation, cellular component: cytosol. Lineage: Eukaryota; Metazoa; Arthropoda; Arachnida; Ixodida; Ixodidae. Gene Ontology annotation, molecular function: triacylglycerol lipase activity; sterol ester esterase activity. The record is from RefSeq and is a predicted model, not a curated record. Gene Ontology annotation, biological process: triglyceride catabolic process; cholesterol metabolic process.